Messenger RNA from Perkinsus marinus ATCC 50983, 448 nucleotides. RefSeq lists its product as hypothetical. Lineage: Eukaryota; Perkinsozoa; Perkinsida; Perkinsidae. The transcript has 3 exons. The annotation marks the transcript as partial. The record is from RefSeq and is a predicted model, not a curated record.
AAUUGAGGCUCCAUCCAUACCUCAUUUGACUUCCGUGGGGAGAUCACAAACAGGUUCCCUCAGUCAAUCCCAGUCUCCCGAGAUGCGUGAUGCUGCCUCGAAUGAGUCUACCCCGAUCUGUGCGUCCGUCUCCGGCUCGGUGUCGAGGCAACGAACUCUGCUCAGCGCCAUCGUCACCCGCGUCUCAUUCGACAACGUAUCCUAUAAGUACUCUUCAUCCAUCCCUCGGCUUACCUCCAUGACCGCUGUCCUCAACACUGCAUUCAUAUUCCUUCUCUCCCUGGAUCCUCCUCCCAGCCCAAGCAAGGUCGCUACUGCUUCUAACCCUUGCAUGAAGUGUUGGAAAUGCCUCAUUGGAGAAGAUAGUUCUAAUCGUUCAGAGUGGAAUACUUUGAAGGAAGAUAUCGCAAUGCUCGAGUUGCGGCUACGGCAAUGCCAAAGAACGCUG